This is a messenger RNA of Staurois parvus, 436 nucleotides long. Lineage: Eukaryota; Metazoa; Chordata; Amphibia; Anura; Ranidae. The record is from the annotation of a GenBank genome assembly.
CGCGUCAUCUGGCAAGGCAGUGGGCACCGGGUCACCAGGCAUUGGAUUGUCUGGCUCGGCAGCGGGCAUCGGGUCACCAGGUAUGACAGCGGGCACUGGGUCACCAGGCAUCAGGUCAUUUAGCUCGCCAGCGGGCACCGCGUCAUCUGGCAAGGCAGUGGGCACCAAGUCACCAGGCACGACAGCGGGCUCUGAGUCAACUGGCAAGACAGCGGGCACCAGGUCAUCAGGUACCGGAUUGUCUGGCUCGACAGCGGGCAUCGGGUCACCAGGCAUCAGGUCAUUUGGCUCACCAGCGAGCACCGCGUCAUCUGGCAAGGCAGUGGGCACCGAGUCACCAGGUACGACAGCGGGCUCUGAGUCAAUUGGCACGACAGCGGGCACCGGAUCAGGUACCGGAUCAUCUGGAUCAACAGCGGGCAUCGAGUCAACUGGC